Messenger RNA from Gymnogyps californianus (California condor), 1236 nucleotides. It is a transcript of the gene LRRC75A, whose product is annotated as leucine rich repeat containing 75A. The transcript is spliced from 4 exons. Lineage: Eukaryota; Metazoa; Chordata; Aves; Accipitriformes; Cathartidae. The record is from RefSeq and is a predicted model, not a curated record. The coding region runs from base 1 to 1092 and encodes 363 amino acids.
AUGGGCACCAAGCAGACCAAGGGCUGCCAGCCGGGCAGCGCUGGGGAGAGCCCCCCAGCCCACCACCGCAAGAAAGUACCCCCCAGGGAAAGGGGGGACUUCCUCGCUUCUCUCGUGGUGAAGUCCGGCGAGAAGUUUGGGAAGGGUGGUGGCAGCAGCUUGCCCCCUUACCACCGGCGGAUUUGCAUGAUCCAGGACAUGCUGGUGCUGGUGAAGCAGGGGAAGCAGGAGGAGGCCACCGAGCUGCUGAGGCACCUGCGGCAGGAUUUAGGAAUGGAGUCGACUUCUCUGGAUGAUGUCCUCUAUCGAUAUGCCAGCUUUCGAAACCUGGUGGAUCCAAUCACUCAUGACUUGAUCAUCAGCCUUGCUAGAUACAUCCACUGCCCCAAACCGGAGGGGGACUCCCUCGGGGCCAUGGAGAAGCUUUGCCGGCAGCUCACCUACCACCUCAGCCCCCACUCGCAGUGGAGACGCCAGGGCAUCAUGAAGAGGAAGCCGCAGUCCUGCUUGAAAGCUGUCCUGAUGGGGAAGCCUCAGGACAACACUGUGGACUUGUCGGGCAUCCCGCUGACGCUGAAAGACUUGGACCGCGUCACGUCCUACCUCCAGCACAGCUCGGAGCACAUCGACACGGUGGAGCUGUGCUUCACGGAGCUGACGGACGACAUGCUGCUGCAGCUGCUGCCAGCGCUCUGCGUGCUGCCCCACCUCACCACCCUCUCCCUCAACGGCAACCGGCUCACCAAAGCCAUCCUACGGGACCUCACCGAAACCCUGAAGGACCCCAAGAAGUUCCCCAGCGUCACCUGGAUCGACCUUGGCAACAACGUGGACAUCUUCUCCUUGCCGCAACCCUUCUUGGUCAGCCUAAAGAGACGAUGCCCAAAGCAAGGCAACUUGCCAACCAUUCUGGAGUUCGGCGAGGGUCAGGUAAGUGAUUUGGAAAGCCAAGAUGGCCUGGCCGAGAGCCAGGAGGACCUGCGAGCUGGACCAGGCAAGACUGACGACAUAGGCUUGCAGCAGACAGACAGAACAGUCGAGGCUGGGGAGCUCCCCAACUCAGAGCAAGGUGCUGCGACACCGCAGACAUGAUGUCUGGCUCCGUGGCUCUUGGGUGGGCGCGUUGAGCAAGGAUGACUUAAAACCGAGACCUCAGCGUUGGAGGUCGUGGCGGAGGGUCGAUUCACACGGUGGGAUGCUUCGGGAGCCUGGACUGCUGCGUUCCUCCCGUACGAU